AUGCCUGAGUGUGAAAAGCUUUCUUCGGUGCCGCUGCGUUCAAAAUCUGUUGACUUUAGCAAAUGCAAACUGCCAGCUCUUUCCAUCACUUCAGAAGUGUCCCUGGAUUUCAGCAUUGGUACUUUUCGUGUUGAGGUGAAAGAAUGGAAUGAGAAAGGAAUAGAGAGAUGGAAAUCCUAUCGGAGGCAAAAACGGGAAUGGAUUAAAUUUGCUGCUGCCUGUAGGGAAGGAGAAGAUAAUUCAAAAAGAAAUCCAAUUGCAAGAAUCCGAUCAGAUUGUGAAGAAACGCAGCCAAUUAUAUAUAAAAUAAGUGGAGUAGGCAUUGAUCAGCAUCCCGUGGGAGUAUUUGUCAUCAAUCAGAAGACUGGUGAAAUUAAUAUAACAAAAAUAGUGGAUCGAGAGGAGACUCCAAUGUUUGUGAUUCACUGUCAUGCUAUAAAUGUUAUGACUGGGAAAUCAGUAGAAACACCUCUUGAUCUUCGUGUUCGGGUUCUGGAUAUAAAUGACAAUCCACCAAUAUUUACACAACACAUGUUCUCCGGGUCAAUAAUAGAGAGCAGCAUGGAGAAUACGUUUGUAAUGAAAAUAACUGCUAUAGAUGCUGAUGAGCCAAAUAAUUUAAAUUCCAAAAUUGCUUACAAGAUUGAAAGCCAGAAUCCUGGAGGUCCGUUACUGUUUAUCUUGAACACAGAGAAUGGAGAACUUCACAUUGCAAAAGCUCUUGAUAGAGAGGAACAAAGUCAAUAUACUCUGGUUGUGAAAGCCACAGACAGGAAUGGAGGGCCAGAUGGAAUAUCAUCAGAAUGUUUAUGUCAGGUUAAAGUUCAGGAUGUGAAUGAUAAUUUUCCUACUCUUUCACAGAGCUCGUUUUCAGUAUCAAUUCUAGAAAAUUCACUGAGUCAGGAGCUGCUGAGGAUACAGGUUUUUGAUGCAGAUCAAGAAUUUACAGAUAACUGGUUUGCGGAAUUUUACUUUAUCUCUGGAAAUGAGAAUCACAACUUUGAGAUCACCGUAGACAGAACAACUAACGAAGGUAUCCUGAGUGUUGUAAAGGAAAUUGAUUAUGAACAAUUUUCAUUCAUCAACCUUAAUAUUGGUGUGCGAAAUGUCGCUCCUUUCCACUCUUCUGUGGCUUCUGUUUAUCAACCUGCUGGAACCCCAAUUGUGGUACAAAUAACUAAUGUACUUGAAGGACCAGCAUUUAGUCCAGUUUCACUGACCAUUACUGCAUCUGAGAGCUUAACAAGUGAAACUAUACUUACUUACAAGGUUGGGACAUUCCAAGCCAUUGAUCAGGAUACUGGAAGAGUUGCCACAAAUGUCCGGUAUGAGAUAGGACGUGAUCCUGCUGCCUGGUUUCAAAUCAAUCCUCAAACUGCUGUCAUCACUUUUAAGAAACCUAUUGAUCGAGAAUCAAUUUAUGUAGUCAACGGGGUAUACACAGCAGAGGUGCUUGCUGUGACUAUAGACAGACCUUACACAACAGCCACUGGUACUAUUGUGCUCACUAUUCAAGAUGUCAAUGAUAACUGUCCCGUUGUGACUGAAGAGAUCAGGAGAGUAUGUAUGGACAAUCCAACAGUGGUGAUCACAGCGAAAGAUCUGGAUGACUUUCCAUAUGGACCACCCUUUAAAUUUAGUAUACUGGCUCAGUCUCAAGGCAGCUCAUGGAAUAUCAGAAUAGUAAAUGAUACUUCUGCAGCUCUGUUCACUAGCACUAUAGAGUUCAUAAUUUAUGAGAUCCAAGUCAGAGUGAUUGACAACAGUGGCAGAAGCUGUCAAAGGCCACUGGUAGUUCCUCUGCAAGCCUGUCGUUGUGAUCAUAAUGGAAUGUGUGUCAAUAUGGCUACUAGGAGAAUCAAAGUUAUAAUUGUUGGUGGAGGAACGGCUGGUGGAGGAACUGCUGGUGGUGGAGGAACAGGUGGUGGAGGAAUGGCUGGUGGAGGAAUGGCUGGUGGAGGAACGGCUGGUGGAGGAACGGCUGGUGGAGGAAUGGCUGGUGGAGGAACAGGUGGUGGAGGAACGGGUGGUGGGGGGGGAACGGGUGGUGGAGGAAUGGCUGGUGGAGGAACGGCUGGUGGAGGAAUGGCUGGUGGAGGAAUGGCUGGUGGAGGAACAGGUGGAGGUGGAGGUACAAGUGGUGGUGGUGGUGAAUUUGGAGGUGGUACUGACACUGGUACUGGAGGUGAUGGUGGUACAGGAACAAGGGAAACCGGUGGAGAAACUUCUCUUAGUGCUGCUGCCAUUGCCCUGAUGUUUCUUGGAGGAUUAAUAUUUGUGUUGGUACCAAUUCUGAUGUCACAGAGUGAUUGUUGUGGUUAUCUUGGAUCCAGACAUGCUGGUGGAGUGGGAGCUGGAUUUGAGCCUGUGCCUGAAUGCACAGAAGGAGCCAUCCACUCCUGGGGAAUUGAAGGAGCCCAGCCUGAAGAUCGGGAUGUUUCAAAUAUCUGUUCACCAGUAACUGCUGCAAGUAAAGGGGAGUUUGCAGACUCUUCAGAAAUCUACACAACUAAAUAUGGUGAUGGAGGAAUGGUGAGUUCAGGAGUUGAAGAAACAACAGGACUUGGAGCAAUAAAAGGCUAUGGAGCUACAGCUGGUUAUGGGACAACUACAGGCUAUGGGACAACAGGACGGAAGGAGACAUUUGGAGGAAUAAAAGAAUACCGAGAAAGUGGUGUGAAUAUGGCUUUCCUAGACAGCUACUUCUCUGAGAAAGCAUUUGCCUAUGCUGAUGAAGAUGAAGGCAGACCUGCAAAUGACUGUCUCCUAAUAUAUGAUCACGAGGGUAUAGGCACUCCUGUUGGUUCCAUUGGCUGUUGCAGUUUUAUUGGGGAUGAUCUGGAUGAUUCCUAUCUGGAUACACUGGGUCCUAAGUUUAAGACCUUGGCAGAGAUCUGCUUGGGAAUAGAGAUUGAGCCCUUCCCAGAUGCCAACAUGCCUCUGCCCAAUCCUGAUAUUGAGGUAAAUCUGCCACCACCUGGAACCACGAUUGUUGUUAACACAUCUUCAUCUAUGCCUCAACCUACUGCUGUUGGUGGUACAACAGUUGUUACAGAAAAUACCUACACAACUACUUCCAAUAUACAGCCUCCAAGGCCAAUACCUGAUCCUAUGCUCCAUGGUAACGUAGUGGUGACAGAAACAUACACUUCAGGGUCAACAAUGAAACCCCCCACAAUCAGUGUUGAUCCUCUGGGUGGAUCAAAUGUUGUGGUCAGAGAAAGAGUGCUUGCUCCUGCCACAGUCACUGAUAUGCAUGGCAUGAUAGAUAUUCCCGAGCUACCAGAUGGGUCAAAUGUUGUGGUCACAGAAAGGGUAAUCGCUCCUAAUUCAAGGUUACCUGCUUCUUUGAGCAUUCCCAAUCUGGCAGAAGGGUCAAAUGUAGUUGUGACCGAAAGAGUGAUUCGACCAGCUGCUAGCUUGCAUGGCAAUAUAAGCGUCCCUUCUGACAUAUCAAAUGCACGCAAUGUGGUUGUAACAGAAAGAGUUUUGUCUGGAACAGGAGUGAGUGGUGGCACUGGGACUCUAAGUAGUGGUCCUAACCCACUGCUGGCUUCUGAUAAUCUUCUUAGUCAGGCAAUUGGAUCUGCUUCCCCUGGUACAACUCGAAGAAGGGUAACAAAAUACAGCACUAUACAAUAUUCUAAUUAGUAAAGAUCACUGGCAGCUAUAUGCUCUUGCAAAACUCCCCCCCCCCAUUUUUUAGAUUUGCUGCUAAAUAAUGUUUUUAUUAUUUAUAGACAGCAAAUCAAAAAUCAGAGAAAAAUGAUUCUUGCCUGAAACAGAAUCUCCUAAUGCUAUUUAGUUAUAAACCGAAUUAUAGGGGCACUGCCAAUGUAAGAAAACUCUGAUUAUUAUUAUUUUUUUUGGAAACAUGAUAGUGUACAUAAUGGAGGAAUCACUGACAGAGUCUUUUGUAUAUAUUUGCUGUUGAGCAAUAUUGGACCAUCAUAUCACUUCUUUGUACUUACUAACAUCAUGGUAAGGAAAAGCAACUGUGAUCAGUGAUUUAUAUGAACUGUUAAGUUCUGGAAUUCUUUACCAUAUUUUAAAGCAGUUGCAUAGAAGCUGUUCCAAAUAAUAAUUCCAUAAAUCAGGCAUAAUUUAGUUUCAUCUUAAAGCAGUUAGGCAGCACAAGCAACUAGACAAAAAAGUGCCAUCAGAAAAACAUGGCAAAUAUUAAUUCUGUAUGUCUGAAUAAGACCUUGUGUGAAUUACAAGCAAUCAAUAUAGCAGUCCUUAAGAGUGACAAUAUUUUGCUGUAACAGUAGAAAUGUACAGGAUGUUAUCAGAUUUAAGCAGCGUAUCAUGUAUUGUGAAAGUAUUUGUGAAUGGACGUGGUGCUUCAUCUAAAUUUCCAUUUCAGUCAUUACAAUCUUAUGAUCAAGUGUCUGACUACAAAGUCUUCCUAUCCAUAGAAACUACCCUAUUCAUGAAUCUGUUAGCUCUUUCAGAUGUCUUAAAUUAUGCAAACACAUUAUAUUGUUCUUGACCAGCUUUCUAUUCCACAUUAAAUCUGGACUGAAAAAAAAAUACAUAAAUAUAGCAAGCAACAACUCAUCCUUCCUUGAUUAUGCAGAGAUAAAGGUGCUAUAUAUCUUUUAAAAGGAAAUUUGAAUACCAAAAUAUUCUUCUCCCCAAAAUAAAUAAAUAAGAUCUUUAAAUGUUUAAACCGCAAAUGCUGAGCUAUUAAAAUAUAGAAAGUACAGACCUCAUUGGUCAGAAUCAAAAAGCUAUUUUAGACAUAGAAUUGACAGGAAAGUGGUAGAAAUUUGAACCUAUUCAUUUUUCAAUAGCAAAUCACAAUGCCUUAUUGCAACUCACUCUCUCUAUUGAUACACAAUUGUGAAAAUAAAAAACAUUCAAAUAAAAGACUACAGAUGAUUUUCCAUCAGUUUCUAAAUUAAUUUCACUCUAACAAAAUCCUGCUGUUUGAGAGCAAAAGCUCAUAACGAUGUUUGGCAUGAAAAAGUAACAACAUGGUUCUUUGGAACCUGACCUCCAUGUUUUAGUUAUGUACCAUAUGUAAACUAAAAGUAGCUCCAAUAUAGAGAAUACACUCUAAUGUAAAUAUAGUUGUUAAACACAGGGAAUUUUUCCCCACCAGUUUAUAGUAAUGCAUCCUCUUUACCUUUUAUGUACACCAUUAGUUUUGGUAGAGAAUUCUAUAGAAAAGUAAGGAUAUGGGUUUUCAUGUCUACUCCCAGCGUUUAAUUUCCUCCCCAAUUUAACACACGUUGACCAUCCCAAAAAUACUAAAUAAGAUGUAAAUACAAGAGCAAUUUCUAAUACAUCUAGCAACUUUAUCUAGUAUCCACCCUUGGUUUUUCUAUUGCAGAAAGCUUUACCUUCAGCUAUUUUUUCCUACAUUGAAAAACAUGACAAUGGAACCAUAGCUUUAAUUUGUUAUUCUAUCUUUUUUGGAUCUGCCCAAAGCAACUUGAAACAUUGCAAAAUAUUCAAAAAUGUGCAUAUUGAAACUGUAAUACUUUCCCCAAAUAUUCCUGGAAAUCAUGAUUUCAGAUAUGAGACAUCUUUCACUUACUUCCCCUAAUUGCUAAUUUGAUUAUUAUGCCCUGUAAUUAUUUGAUGAGAUAUUUACUAUUAUGUAAUUAUCUAAUGACACACCCAUUUUAUAUUUAUGUAGAAAUCACCCUCGUUGAUACUGUAUUUUUCCACAGUUCAAGUAUGAAAAGUUUUAUGCCUAUAGAAAAUUAACACCUAUCUUUUAAUUAAAAUCUCUAUUUGGUUCUUGAGCUCAGCAGCAUGCAUGUGACCAUGCUGGUGUUGCAAUGCUGCAACGCUGUUUAUGUUAUCUGACCCACUCCCGUGCUCCCCCUAUGAACAUUGCUGCUUGAGCAUGAUUUGGUUAUAGUAAUAUAGGCUAAAAUCAAUGUUAUUAAGCAGCCAUUUGAAUCCCUCUGUUAAAGGGAGCACCAUUUACAGUGGUACCUCUACUUACGAACGCCCCUACUUAUGAAAAUUUCGAGAUAUG
This is a messenger RNA of Python bivittatus (Burmese python), 5995 nucleotides long. The record is from RefSeq and is a predicted model, not a curated record. Lineage: Eukaryota; Metazoa; Chordata; Lepidosauria; Squamata; Pythonidae.